GGCAACUCUAAAAUUUUCCUGUCGUUUUGACACACACAAAGCUAUAUAUACCGAAAACUACUGGAAUUUAAUUUAGCAUAAUGGCGAUUUCUUUUUGACAAUUCGCCCUCCUAUUUGCGCACGUGUUUUCUUACGCACUGAACAGAAAAAAUUAUUAAAAAGAUGAAUCCAGAAAAAUUGAAAAAGUUGCAAGCGCAUGUGCGUAUUGGUGGAAAAGGCACUCCACGCCGUAAGAAGAAGAUUGUACACUCUACCCCUGCUACCGACGACAAGAAGCUGCAGUCGUCGCUGAAAAAAUUAUCGGUUAACACAAUUCCCGGUAUCGAAGAAGUAAAUAUAAUUAAGAAUGACGGAACCGUCAUUCACUUCAAUAACCCAAAAGCACAAGCAUCUCUCCCAACAAACACUUUCGCUAUUACUGGGCAUGGGGAAAACAAGUCGAUUUCCGAAAUGUUGCCAGGAAUUUUAACACAAUUGGGCCCACAAGACAUCACACAGUUGAAGAAGAUCGCAACGGAAUUCGCAAAUAAAGGUGCUGUUGGGUCUGGAGCUGCAGCUGGUGGCUUAGGAGGUGUGUCUGCAGCUGCAGCGGAUGACGAUGUUCCAGAUUUGGUGCAGAAUUUCGAGGAAGUGGCAAUUGGAGGAGUUUCACCUGCUGCUGCUAAAGGUGUAGAUGCCCCUAGUACAGCAGAGUCCACACAAAAAACUGAAGAGGUUCCUGUAGCCUAAGCCGUUUUUUACGAUUGAAUCUAAGGGUUUGCGAUGCCGACAGCAAGCAACAUCUUAAAAAAAAAACUAAACAAAAUGCGUGGGAAAAUAUUAAGGGAAGACGAUGAAUAAAUUUAGUAUUCGUCAUUUAUAUAGAUCGGACGUGCGUUGUAUUUGAAGUAAUAUUAUGAAAACCGUAGCAAUUAACAAGGAAACAUAGUACACCAAACAUAACCAGACGAAAUGUGAACCAAUUAAAUAUUGAAAGAAACUUUGUUUCUAUCACAAAAUAUGAAAUUUUUGUUUUCUCACACUACAUCAAAGACCGAUAAAAUAAAACACUUUUAUGUAAAGGAAAUAUGAAAAUAAGAACUUCUACAAUUCUAAUCAAACAUAUACACUCCAGUAGAAACAUUGCCAAUGCAUAUGUACGUUUAAAAAAGUAGAGUAAACACAAAAUGCAAGGAAAUUUAUUAUUUCAUUACAAAUUAUCUUCCCUAAAAUACCAUUUAUUUUGUCACAAAUCAUCAUAAGAGAUUCGAUUAGUUUACAUUGUCGAAAAUACCCUAAAAAGUCCAAAACCCUUUUUACUUUUUAUUAAAAACGAUUUUCCUACGAACUAUUCAUUAAUUUUCUUUAAUGUGUAAAAUGACAUUAAUUAUGAAUUACAACUUUGAUCAAACUUAUACCAAAACAAUUUAGAAGCCCUAAAGGCAAAUGAAUAAACUAAUCUAAUACAAAACGUGAGUUAAAA
Molecule: messenger RNA, 1462 nt
Organism: Zeugodacus cucurbitae (melon fly)
Lineage: Eukaryota; Metazoa; Arthropoda; Insecta; Diptera; Tephritidae
Gene: bic
Product: transcription factor BTF3 homolog 4
Exons: 2
Coding region: 163-729 (188 amino acids)
Cellular component (GO): nascent polypeptide-associated complex; cytosol
Source: RefSeq, a predicted model, not a curated record